Messenger RNA from Sporothrix schenckii 1099-18, 339 nucleotides. RefSeq lists its product as uncharacterized. NCBI's taxonomy places the organism in Eukaryota, Fungi, Ascomycota, Sordariomycetes, Ophiostomatales, Ophiostomataceae. The coding region runs from base 1 to 339 and encodes 112 amino acids. The transcript has 2 exons. The record is from RefSeq and is a predicted model, not a curated record.
AUGUCACACAAGGAGGAGGAGAAGGAGGAGGAGAAGGGCGACGAGAAGGACGACGAGAAGGACGACGAGAAGGACGACGAGAAGGACGACGAGAAGGACGACGAGAAGGACGACGAGGAGAAGAAGGAGAAGGAGAAGAAGGACGGGGAGAAGGAGGACGGGGAGAAGGAGGACGGGGAGAAGGAGGACGGGGAGAAGGAGGACGGGGAGGAGAAGACGCACAAGAUGGAAGAUGGAAAAGGCGCUAUCCGCAAACGGAAGAGCGGAACCGACUGUGUGAAAGAGCGGAAAAGUGUAAGCAAAAUUGGAAAAGUCAAAAGUGAAAGAGCGGCAGAGUGA